Messenger RNA from Colletotrichum graminicola M1.001, 1809 nucleotides. Its product is annotated as protoporphyrinogen oxidase. Gene Ontology annotation, cellular component: mitochondrial inner membrane. NCBI's taxonomy places the organism in Eukaryota, Fungi, Ascomycota, Sordariomycetes, Glomerellales, Glomerellaceae. Bases 1 to 1809 code for a protein of 602 amino acids. Gene Ontology annotation, molecular function: protoporphyrinogen oxidase activity, oxygen as acceptor. Gene Ontology annotation, biological process: heme biosynthetic process. The transcript is spliced from 3 exons. The record is from RefSeq and is a predicted model, not a curated record.
AUGGCUCUACUGAGGUCCUACAACUCGCAGCGCUUCUGCCGCGCAGCGACUCGCAGCACCCGAUGCAGUGCCGGCGCCGCUGGCGGCCUCCUUGCUACGGCGCGAUUCUCGACGAGCUCCCCUGCGCGACGCCAGGAAGCGCCGCACUGGAGCCCCGAUGCGGCGCCGCGCUCGAAGAAUAACGCAAGGGUGCCGAAGGAGGUUGCCGUCAUCGGCGGCGGCAUCACGGGCCUGACGACGGCGCACUACCUGGCGAAGCUGCUCCCCGAGACGUCCAACAUCACCGUGUACGAGGCGGCGAACCGGCUGGGCGGGUGGAUCCAUACGCAGGAGGUCGAUGUCGAAGUGAAUGGGCGGAAGAACACUGUGCGCUUCGAGCGCGGGCCGCGGACGCUGCGCGGGAUGGGCAAGGACACCUGGAGGUUCGACGAUUUCGUCCUCUUUGAUCUGAUGAGAGACCUCGACAUGCAGAGCGAGUACCUCGGUAUCAAGUCCCCGCCUCGCUACAUCUACUACCCGGACCAUCUGGUCCACAUGCACCCGAAGAACGUGUUCCGCGAGGCCGCCUUCAAGGGCGCCAUCCCUGGCCUCCUGGCCCUUCUCUGGCGCCGCGCAAAGGCCCGUAAAGAGCCCGUUCCCGCCGACAUGUCGGUCACCGACUUCAUCCGCUUCGCCACUGGCCGCCCCGAGUUGACGGACAACCUGGCCUCGGCUAUGAUCCACGGCAUCUGGGGCGGCGACGCCGACCGGCUGAGCAUGCGCAGCUUCAUGCCUGGCCCGUGGUGGCGCUUCUUUCAAAAGGGGGAGCGCGACGACUGGGUCACCAUCCCACGCAGCGAGGCCGGCUUGCUCGAGACGUUGGCCAAGGACCAGGAGCUGCAGGGCUACGCGCGGGCCGCGCAGAAGGACCAGCUGGUGUUCUUCAAAAAGGGGCUGAGCGACCUGCCGAACGCCCUCGAGAGAGGGUUGAGACAGAGGAAGAAUGUCAUAUUCAAAUUGGGCGAGCCCGUGACGGACCUAAGCUUCAAUCACGAGGCGGCUCAGAUAUCUCUCUCGACAAAGGCCUCCAAAUCCCCGGUGAGAUUCGACAAGGUCAUAUCCACAACAACCAGCAACGCCCUGGCCGCCGCGACCAACAGCGCCCUCCCCUCCCUUGCCAGGUCCCCCAAUGUCUCCAUCAUGGCCGUCAACCUCUGGUACCCGCAGCCCGGCUUGAACGCCUCCCACCCGGGCGUCGGCUACCUUGUCCCGCGCGCCGUCGACUCGAACCCGGAGGGCCUUCUCGGCGUCUUCUUCGACUCUGAUGUCGUGCCUCGUGCGCCCUCGGAACCCGAAGGCACCAAGUUCUUCGUCCUUAUGGGCGGGCACUACUGGGACCAGCACGCCUCCCAUCCGACCGAGGAGGAGGGCAUAGAGAUGGCCAAAUCUGUUCUUGAACGCCACCUCGGCAUCUCCAAGACCCAGCCCGCCUUCGCCAUUGCGAGGUUCGCCAAGGAUUGCAUCCCGCAACACCACGUCGGCCACGGUGAACGCAUGCGCCGCGCCCACGACGAGCUGUACGCCGCCUACGGCGGGAAGCUCGCCGUUGCAGGCGGAUCGUAUACAAACAUCGGCGUCACGGGUGGUAUUCGCGCCGGUUACGAUGUGGCCGUGCAUGUCGCCCAGUCGGAGCAAGCUCACGUCGGCGACACCGGUCUGGCGCAGUUCCGUAACCGGCAGACGGACCUGUUCCAAGUACCGCGGGCGCACUUGAAGUCCAUCGGGCGCGAUAUCGAGGAGACGAUCGGGUGGAGGAACUACCUCCGCUGA